Molecule: messenger RNA, 1779 nt
Organism: Schizosaccharomyces osmophilus
Lineage: Eukaryota; Fungi; Ascomycota; Schizosaccharomycetes; Schizosaccharomycetales; Schizosaccharomycetaceae
Product: nucleobase transmembrane transporter
Exons: 1
Coding region: 1-1779 (592 amino acids)
Biological process (GO): transmembrane transport; xanthine transport
Cellular component (GO): membrane; fungal-type vacuole
Molecular function (GO): xanthine transmembrane transporter activity
Source: RefSeq, a predicted model, not a curated record
AUGUCCAACUCUUUUGCUUAUGACGAUGCAUUUCCCCCUCCUCCCACCUUUCAGCAAAAAUGUUCCAACGCUGUCCGCUCCGUCUUCACCAAAGACUUUUGGAUCGGUGAUUAUGACUAUAGUUUCCUGCUCCCUGCCAUCCCCUUUACCAACAGUAAACCAAAGUCCCCUCCCUUCUUUUCCUUAAACGCCAAAACACCCGUUCUUUUGGCCUUUAUUUUGGGCUUCCAGCAUGCCCUCGCCAUGAUUGGAGGCGUUACCUCUCCUCCUCGUAUCAUCGCCGCUAGUGCCAAUCUUACAGUCGAGCAAACCAAUUACCUUGUCUCUGCUGGUCUCAUCAGUACGGCCCUCUUGACCCUCAUCAAUAUAGCUCGCAUCAAAAUUCCCAAAACCAAUUAUUACAUUGGCACCGGCAUGCUCUCCGUUCUCGGUAUAUCCUUCACCAGUGUCAGUGUAGCGCCUAAAACAUUUAGUCAAAUGUACCAAAAUGGUUAUUGUCCUACCGCCUCUGACGGUACCAAGCUCCCCUGUCCUGAUGCCUAUGGUGCAUUUAUUGCCACCUGCUGCGUUUGCUCUUUGCUUGAAAUUGCUAUGUCCUUCAUUCCUCCUCGCUUCCUCAAACGCCUCUUCCCUCCCAUCGUUACUGGCCCCGUCGUUUUAUUGAUUGGCGCUUCUCUUAUUAUGACCGGUCUUGAGGAUUGGGCCGGCGGUAGUGGCUGCACAAGCCGUCAAACGAUGUGUCCUUCCAAUACUGCUCCCCAUCCCCUGUACUGGGGUAGCGCCCAGUUUAUCGGACUCGGAUUUAGUGUCUUUGCUACCAUCGUCGUCGUUGAACGCUUCGGUCCUCCUUUAAUGAAAACAACUUCUGUUGCCUUUGGCCUUAUUAUCGGCAUGAUUAUUUCUGGUGCUACCCAUUAUUGGGAUCGUUCCAUUAUUGAUGCUGCUCCCGUCAUCACGUUUAACUGGGUCCAUACUUUCCGCCUUAAAAUUUAUGGCCCUGCCGUUCUCCCCAUACUUGCUAUGUACAUUGUCAACAUGAUGGAGGCCAUUGGCGAUAUCACCGCUACUUCAGACGUCUCCAUGCUGGAAGUCGAUGGUCCCGAAUUUGACUCGAGAAUUCAAGGUGGUGUUCUCUGCGACGGUACAUCCUCCUUAAUAGCUUCCCUCAUGACUAUCACCCCUCUCACAACCUUUGCCCAAAAUAAUGGUGUAAUCAGUCUGACCAAGUGUGCCAAUCGAAGAGCUGGUUUUUUCUGUGCAUUCAUCUUGUUGUGUAUGGGAAUCUUUGGUAAGUUCGCUGCCGUAUUUGUAGCAAUUCCCAAUGCCGUGAUGGGAGGAAUGACCACCUUUUUGUUUUCCUCUGUCACAACCUCUGGUAUAGCCAUCAUCGGUCAAAUCCCUUUCAAUCGUCGAAACCGCUUUAUCCUCACCGCUUCUUUAACUUUGGGUAUGGGUGCAAUUUUGGUUCCUAAUUGGUUCAGUUACUUUUUUACAUAUUCUGGAAGCAACAAAGGCCUUGUCGGUUUUUUGGACGCCAUCACCCUCGUCAUGGAGAAUGGAUUUGCCAUUGGUGCUUUCAUUUCCAUAUUUCUGAAUCUCAUCCUCCCUGAAGAGUUCGAUCCCGAUAUGCAUAACGACAGUCCUGGUAUGUCUUCAGGCGCUAACGGCAUAGUCGAACUUACGGCCGUUGACCCCACUGAUUCCACUACCACCGAUACAAAGCACGAGUCAGAGAAGAAGAUAAGUGAGAACAAUGGAAUUGCUGAAGUGCCGGUGUAA